CCUUUAUGAUUUGCUUCUGUACAUCAGCUGUUAUUUGCAUUUCUCUUGCAGUCACAGGAUAUAUAUAUAGACCUGCUCAGAAUGUGUGCCGUUAGUUACUCUGAAAUCUCAUUAGAAUUAUCCUAGAGGUGACUUUCAGUUCCUGAGGUUUGGAAUAUGUUAUUAGAGUUUUUGAGGAAAGCCAGUUUGAAAGAGCCAAGUACUGGGAAGCAGCAGGCUAUGCAGAAUGAAAUAAUUCAGUUUGAGGCAAAGAUUUGCAUUUAUUAGCACUUCCUUUAUGUUUGGCCUUUUAAUUUGAAACUAAAAUUUAAUGUUGAAUGAUGAAUUACAAUUGAAAGUGAAAGUUUCAUGGAACCAGAUGUUGCUUUUAGUUUUGUUUUUUAGGAAACCAUAAAGAAAUUAUAUAAAAAAUAAUUAAAACAGGUUUAGCAGCUGCCUGAACCAUAUUUUUCUGGAUGUUGAUGUUGAAUAUGACUAUUUUUGGGGUUGAUGUGCUUUGAAAAUGGGUGGUGUCGAACCAGAGCCUCCAGGAUCAUUGGAAAAUGCCACCUGCAUGAACAUGUGUGUGUAUAAGUUUGUGGUAGGCUUCUGUUCCAUACUUGGGACCUGAAUAGCUGGAUCAGUUUCUACAGAGGAAUUGAAGGAGAGGGAAUAAAGUGAAAAACAAGCUAGGAAAGGUAACAAAAGUUCUGGAAAAACGCUCAAAAAUCUCCCAAGCUGAGAUGUGCUGUACUUGUUUAAGAAGGAUCAGAGGCAGAGCUUGGGCACAUGACCCCAAGCGACUCAAUGCAAAUGAGGGAGCGUAUCCUCAGGUUUUUGGCACAGAGGGUUCCUCGCUGUUCGAAGCAUGCUAUCAGCUAAACCAGUUCUGGAUGCAGUGCAAGCUUUGGCAGCAGAAGAAAUGCUUGGGUACUCUCUGAAGAUUGAAGGCGAUGAGGUUUGCUGGGAUGGGUAAUCUUCUUAAGGUCCUUACCAGGGAAAUUGAAAACUAUCCACAUUUUUUCCUGGAUUUUGAAAAUGCACAGCCCACGGAUGGAGAAAGGGAGGUCUGGAAUCAGAUCAGUGCAGUUUUACAGGACUCAGAAAGCAUGCUUGCAGACCUUCAGGCUUACAAAGGAGCUGGACAAGAAAUUAGAGAUGCAAUACAAAAUCCCAAUGAUAUCCAGCUGCAAGAAAAAGCAUGGAAUUCAGUCUGUCCCCUGGUUGUAAGGCUAAAGCGCUUUUAUGAGUUUUCACUCAGAUUAGAGAAAGCCCUGCAGAGUUUACUGGAAUCCUUGACAUGCCCUCCCUACACUCCAACUCAGCACCUGGAACGGGAACAGGCUCUAGCAAAAGAGUUUGCAGAAAUCUUACAUUUUACUCUUCGUUUUGAUGAACUUAAGAUGAGAAACCCAGCAAUUCAGAAUGACUUCAGUUAUUACAGGCGGACAAUAAGUCGCAACAGAAUAAACAACAUGCACCUAGACAUUGAGAAUGAAGUGAACAAUGAAAUGGCCAAUAGGAUGUCCCUGUUCUAUGCAGAGGCCACACCAAUGCUGAAAACCCUCAGUAAUGCAACAACACAUUUUGUAUCAGAAAACAAAACGUUACCAAUUGAAAAUACAACGGACUGUCUAAGUACUAUGGCCAGUGUAUGUAAAGUCAUGUUGGAAACGCCAGAGUACAGGAGUAGAUUCACCAGUGAAGAGACCCUUAUGUUCUGCAUGCGAGUAAUGGUGGGAGUUAUUAUCCUGUACGAUCACGUUCACCCUGUUGGAGCUUUCUCAAAGACAUCAAAGAUUGAUCUAGUGCAAUUCAUAUAUUAUUGUUCAAUAGUGGCAUGCUUCUGUUCCCAGAUGAAGGGAUGCAUAAAAGUUUUAAAGGAACAACCACCUGACUCUGUGGAAGGACUUCUGAAUGCUCUCAGGUUCACUACAAAACACCUGAAUGAUGAAUCUACUUCAAAACAAAUUCGAGCUAUGCUGCAGUAGUAUCCACAGACAAGCAGAUGUUUGUAUUGAUCACAGAAGAUGUGUAUGUUUACAUAAUUUAAUACAGUUUGAUGUUAAUACUUGUGUGUAUUUACAUAACCAUUUUCUUCACAUUGCUAAAAUAUAUGAAUCUGUUCAUAACCUGACUGACUUUACAUAGUGCAACCUAAGUUUUUAUUCUAGCCUUUAUCUUUUGACUUUUAAAAUACUUUUUUACUUAGAUGCUUCAGUUAAGACAGUUUAUCUGUGCAUUUUAAUCCUUAAACACCUUCUCUAUCAGAGAAGUAGUAGUGAAGACAAAAUGGAAAUCAAACUGAAAUGUCAAAGGUACCACAGAAAAGGAAUUUUAAAGAAGAAAAAAGUUAAUAUAAGAGAAAGCAAAAUUAAUUUGAUAUGUUUUGAAGAACAUGGGCACAGUUUUUUGGUCAGUUUUAGGAUCUUGUCAAACUAGUAUGAAUAGGAGAAUAUCUGAAUGUUCAUCACUCAUAAAAUGCAUUGUCUUUCCUGUAAUAAGUGGAGAUCCACCUAAUUUUAUGGAUUAUGUGCUGUCUGGCAUCCAAAAAUUUCAAACAGGUAAUUUUACCUUUUUAAUUAAGUAUAACCCGUACCUUUCAUCAACUGAGGAAAUUAAUAUCCUUUUUUCAGGUGCAGUAUAAAUAAACAGAAAAUAUGCUUAAAGAUCAUUGCUAGAUUUUGAAAACUCUGUAUAAUUUUAUUAGAUUUAGAAAGGAAAGGGAAAAUACUAAUGCCUUGACUUAACCGGAAAAGGUUUGUCAGUGUAAAUAAAUCACAGUGAACAUUAACUACCAGACAGCUCUGGCCAGUAAUUUUUUGGCUGAUCUAAACUAAUACACUCUUCUGUAGCAAAUUUCCCUGGUGUCAUAUCGGCUGCAUCAGACUAGGGAUGGUUUAUAAUUAGGAGCUGAUCUUUUCUUAGGAGCUCCAUUAAGUUCCUGGUAGUAUUAUUCAUUAGAUGACUCAGAGUCAACACAGAAAUAUUUAUCAGCUGACUGCUCUUCACUGGCUUUUAAGAUGUGAUUGAUACUUCAAGCAGUUAAGUUCCUUGCUGAGUUGUUUGUUCUUACUUUCUGGUAAAUUUUCCAGUUAAUGGAAUAGAAAUACUUUGCCAAAAGCAGCAAAGUGCUCAUGCUCUGUUAUGUGUGUCUACUGGGUGGUCUGCAGUUGCUGUACAUAUUCUUGCAGAGGUCACGUUCAGAAAAUGUGUUUGAUUUUGUGUACUUUGCUUGCAUGUAUGUGUGGAAACUCCAGUGCUUGUGCACAGAUUCAGAUUUGUAUUUGCUUAUCUCCAUAUAGAUAAAUCAGGGUUUGUGUGCUUUCACUGGAAUUUUCAUGCACAUCUCUUCUAAAAACAUUACCUUAAGACUUUGAAGAUGCAUUUGGUCUGCUGGAACUCGGCUGCACUGUGACAAACUGUGUCAUUGAACUCAGUCCUUAAACAGUAUUUAUGUCAAGUUCUCUGGAGUAGGGAUUCACUUGAGAGCUUAUUUCUGAGCAGAGCAACCCCUGUCAGGUUUCUCAGACCUGAUCAGAACCCACAGGUGCCAGUGUCAUGCACGUCCUGAUGCUGGACAGCACCACAGCUCCAGCAUUCAUGUCACACCCCUGCAGGUGCAGCAGCCGGUUGCUAUGAUGUUGUUGGGGAGAGAGUUAGAACUCACUCACAUUAGAUCUUUUUCUUUUUCUGAAAGCAAUGACCACACUUUUUUCACAGUAGUAAAUCCACUGUUUACAGGCUCCAUUUUUAAUGGGGGGGCAUUUAAAAAUGUGUGUUAGGGAAAAUCCUGCUUUGUUCAUAGUCACUUCCAGUUAGGUAAAUUAGGUGGAUGACAGGCCAUUCUGUUGAGCUUUGGUAACUGAAGUUAAUAUAUGCUUACCUGCAAUUUUUUGUCAAACAAUGAAGUCUUAUCUUUAAGUAGCCCAGAGAAAAACUAUUUGUCACUUGUAUAAUAAAAAUGUAAACCUUAAAGCAUUCUGUGAGUUGUCAUGUGCUGUUUGUGAAGUCAUGGGAUUUCUUGGCCUGCUUUGAUGUUUUUGUACAGAAGUUUGUUUGAAAUAAUAAAAAAUUUGGUACAGUAA
Messenger RNA from Haemorhous mexicanus (house finch), 4067 nucleotides. RefSeq names its product CYFIP related Rac1 interactor A (gene CYRIA). Gene Ontology annotation, molecular function: small GTPase binding. The record is from RefSeq and is a predicted model, not a curated record. The transcript has 11 exons. The coding region runs from base 933 to 1970 and encodes 345 amino acids. Gene Ontology annotation, biological process: regulation of actin filament polymerization. NCBI's taxonomy places the organism in Eukaryota, Metazoa, Chordata, Aves, Passeriformes, Fringillidae.